AUGACACUCGUCACCGACAAGGUUAGGGAGCUGACGAACCAAAUCGACCGCAUCGCCGCAACCUCAUUCGUUGCGUCAUUCACGACGGAGCACGCCGAGUCCACCAUUCCUCACCUCCAAUCCCUCAUCCAGAAUCUCGAACUCGGAAAUGCGCGGAGACUACCGUCACUGGAUCAUAUCUCAAAGACGCUGAGAGCGGCUGAGCCUCCGGAUGAGGAGUUGCAGUGGUUGCUUUUGGCACGGUGCGCGAUUGUGGUAUAUGGGACGUUAUUGAACAGGUUGUUCGAUCAGACGUUGCCGAUCUCUCGAGACCUUCUGUAUUGGGACCGUGUACUAUCAAGUCGGCUAUGGACGUCUCUUUACGUAGUACAGACAACACCAGAACGAGUGUACACCCUCGGAAAAGCCGUCUGGGAUGAGGCUGUCGAGCAAGGUCACUUAGUCAUGGCGCAAAGCCAAGGCCAGAGCCAGUUGGCGUUCUUCACGUCAGCGUUCAGAGGCGCGCUGGGUGAUCGUGCCAUGUUCCGCAAAUUUGCGUUCCCAACACUCCCUAAGGCUACCGACAGUGUCUUAAGCUUGGGCACACUACUAAGAGGUGAGAUGAGGGCCAGAAGGAGGAAGUUGAGGAGCGUACGGGAAGUCCAGGCUGCGGGGCUCGGUCUUCUGGUCACCGAAUCCUUGGAUCUUGGAGAUGAAGCGGAAUGGAAGCAGAGGCUCGUAACAGGCAUCGACUUGAUCGAGGAUGUACUUCAGCGUUUAUCUUCUGCCGAUAUGCGAGAAGUGGAAGCAGAAGCCGUAUUCCCAGGUACACCCGAACGCUCACUCUCCCCCGCCAACACAACUCCCGAAGACCUCCGCCUUCGCCUCCUCCGCAUGUGCGAUACGCUCCUCCCAACCCAAGCCUCCCACUCCAUCUCUCAAACCUCACUCUACGGCUGUCCCUCCGCACUCACCCGCUACUGGCCCCUCGCCUUGACAACUGCUUUGUUCGGGCCGUCUGUGUUGCGGAUCCUGCUGAGCCGCCGACAAGCCUUUGAUGUUUGGGUGAAGGAUAUGUACACCACUACUAUCGAUUUUUGGCAUAACUGGGUUCUUCAGCCCCUUGAAAAGAUUGUAGGCACGAUUCGACAUAGUGAGGAGAGUGAGGUUGCGUUAAUGUCGAAACGGAGUUUAGGGGCGGAUAUGGAAAGUUUGGAGAGGAUGGUCGUUGAUUUCGUCGUUGAUGGGCAGCAUUUGAGUGGUCCAGAGUUGGAGCUUGUCAGGACACAGGUCAAGCAAGGCGACGUUACCCCUGUACUUCGGGCAUACGAAAACGACAUACGGAGUCCACUGAAAAACGCAGUCAUGGGAACUUUGGUACGGAGUUUGUUAAUCCAAAUUCAGAAGACGAAGGUGGAUGUCGAGGUUGCUAUCAGCGGUAUCGACCGUCUCCUCAAGAGUCAAGAAUUGGUGUUUGGGUUCGUGGGUGUAACGCCGUCGUUGGCGGUAUGUUAUGUUGUAUCGCGUUGGGUUUCGGGGAUCUUUUCGCGGAGGUCACAGUUGGCGCAGUCAACGCAGCAGGGCGAUAUCCGGAAGACGCUCCGUAAUGUUGACCGGAUUCUUACUUUGGCGAAAGCACAUGAUAAGCUUCCGUACAAGGACCAGGGAUUGUUGCUUUGUGAGGUUCAUUUGUUGAGGGAGUAUGCAAAGAGAUUACCGGAGGAUAUCAAGGCUGAGUUCCUGGAAGAUUUGAGUGACCUUGAAGGGCGAAAGUUGGGCGUGAAGCGACAGAGGCGGACCAUCGAUAGGAUGUGGAGAUGUUACGACAAGUGGUUGUGAUCAGCAUAGAAAAAGUGCGUUUCUUUCACCGCGAUCCUUAUGUGUUCCAAAUACAUGAGAUUGACCAAUGUCAACAUGCC
Molecule: messenger RNA, 1898 nt
Organism: Saitoella complicata NRRL Y-17804
Lineage: Eukaryota; Fungi; Ascomycota; Saitoellomycetes; Saitoellales; Saitoellaceae
Product: NCA2-domain-containing protein
Exons: 2
Coding region: 1-1818 (605 amino acids)
Cellular component (GO): mitochondrial outer membrane
Source: RefSeq, a predicted model, not a curated record